This is a messenger RNA of Exophiala aquamarina CBS 119918, 1713 nucleotides long. RefSeq lists its product as uncharacterized. Gene Ontology annotation, biological process: secondary metabolic process. The record is from RefSeq and is a predicted model, not a curated record. The transcript is spliced from 6 exons. The coding region runs from base 1 to 1713 and encodes 570 amino acids. Gene Ontology annotation, molecular function: CoA-ligase activity. NCBI's taxonomy places the organism in Eukaryota, Fungi, Ascomycota, Eurotiomycetes, Chaetothyriales, Herpotrichiellaceae.
AUGGCAAAGACUUACGAGUCACCUUACAAGACACCUAUUUUGCCCGUCGACCUCGCGACGUUCAUAUUUUCCUCGGGCUCCAAGGAAGACCGGUUACGACCUCAAUACUUCGAUGCCGACAGACCAUACCGCAAUUUCAGUCUCCAACAAGCGGAGGUAUUGGUCAAGAGGUUUGCGAAGGGCUUACUUGAUCUCGGUCUGAAGCCGGAUCAAAAGGUUCUUUUGUAUUCAGGAAACUCCCUGCACUUCCCAAUCUUGUUCUGGGGGACAGUGGCUGCGGGCUGUGUGUUUACUGGUUGCUCGCCAAGUGCCUCGGUGACUGAGCUUGCGUAUCAAUUACGGGACUCGGAUGCCCGAUUGCUAAUCACAAGCAGAGCUGGUGCUUCUCGAGCGCUGGAAGCUGCCUCACAAGUCGGGAUUUCAAAAGAAAUGGUGUUUGAGUUUAUGGAGCCGGAUAAUCAAACGACGCAAAGCGAUAUUCUCCCAUGGACCAAAAUAUGGGCCUCAGAUGAAGCCAGUGCUUCUUGGACAUGGAGAACUUUCUCCUCAGCUGAGGAGGCCCAAGAAGCAACUGCUGUUGUGAAUUAUUCAAGCGGAACGACUGGUGUGCCCAAAGGAGUGGAAAUAUCACAUUACAACAUCGUAUCAAACUCUCAACAAGUCAUAUUCAAGAGAAGCAUGGUCGCAGAAACGACUCGUGGAAAAGAGCGCAAGCAACGCAUCGAUUUGGUAGGAGAGCGAUGGUUGGCUCCUCUCCCUAUGUUCCACGCCUACGGCCAAAUGUAUUACUGCAUGACAGCAGCGCGCAUGGGCGUCAAGGUCUUCAUCAUGAUGGAGUAUAGCAUCCAGCGAUAUCUUCUGUUCCUCGACAUCUUUGGCAUCACCUUCCUCACUGGUGUCCCAACCCUAAUGGUAGCCUUGUCCAAACACCCCCAAGCUAAGUCAUACAACCUCACGGCAAUUGAGUCCGUUGUGACAGGUUCUGCACCGCUAAACCCUGAUAUUGGCCGACUUGUCGAAAAGACCCACCUUCGUCCAGGAGUGGGUGUCAAACAAGGUUGGGGGAUGACGGAAACCACAUGCUCCGCAACCGGAUUUGCACAAGAUGAUCAGGAUGAUGGACGAUCAAUCGGCUGGCUAAAUCCCAACGUGUCUGCUAAAGUCGUCCCAAUGCCAGACCACGGAUUCGAGCAAACCAAUGACAUUCCAUACACCGUGGGAGAGAUUUGGGUGUCUGGACCUAACAUCAUGAAAGGCUACUACAAGAAGCCAAAGGAAACGGCUGAAGUGAUUGUCUACGAAGGUGGAAGACGGUGGUUGCGAUCAGGAGAUAUUGGAUAUGUUGAUUCAAGAGGCUGCUUCUACAUUGUCGACAGAAUGAAAGAACUCAUAAAAGUGAAAGGCUUGCAAGUUGCCCCUGCAGAGAUCGAGCAGACUCUCUUGUCCCAUUCUGCCAUUGCAGACGCAGCCGUGAUAGGAGAGAAGAGACCAGAUGGUGAAUACCCUAAGGCGUUUGUGGUCAGAGCACUAGGGGCAAGCAUUACCGGGAAAGAAGUCCAGGGUUUUAUCGAGGCUCGAAUGUCUAAGCAUAAGUGGCUGACAGCUGGAGUCUACUUCAUCGACGAAAUCCCUCGAACUCCAAGUGGGAAGGCCAUUCGACGUGAGUUGCAAAAGUUGAAGACCAGUGUAGCAGAUACCUCUGCCAAACUAUAG